Messenger RNA from Lepus europaeus (European hare), 2743 nucleotides. RefSeq names its product phospholipase A2 group XV (gene PLA2G15). The transcript has 7 exons. Gene Ontology annotation, cellular component: lysosome. NCBI's taxonomy places the organism in Eukaryota, Metazoa, Chordata, Mammalia, Lagomorpha, Leporidae. Bases 230 to 1471 code for a protein of 413 amino acids. The record is from RefSeq and is a predicted model, not a curated record. Gene Ontology annotation, biological process: ceramide metabolic process; phosphatidylcholine metabolic process.
ACCGGGCUGGCAGCCUAGGGCGGCUUCCCCGAACCUCUGCUGCGCGUCCAUGCAGUCGCCUCGGCCGCUAGACAAUUCCCGAAAAAGCAAAUCCUUCAGAUGGGGCCUAGCGCAUCUCCCAUGGUUGCUACACAGCCGGUCCACAGCAGGCCUCGGCCUCUAACCCUUCCCCUCUGGCCCCGACAUCAGGGACUGGAGGACACUGGCGCGCCCCGGGGCCUGGCACUGAAUGAAUGCUUGCCUUGGCGCUCGCUUCUACCUUCGGGUACUCCAGCCACGGAGUCGCUCCGCGUCGGCGAGCGCUGGCCUCCGUACCGUCUCAGCCAGGACCCUCAAAGUCUGGGAGGAACCGGGAAUCGGAGUGCCUGGCGAUUUGGGCAACCAGCUGGAGGCAAAGCUGGACAAGCCGAAGGUCGUGCAUUACCUGUGCUCCAAGAGGACGGACAGCUACUUCACACUCUGGCUGAACCUGGAACUGCUGCUGCCCGUCAUCAUAGACUGCUGGAUCGACAAUAUCAGGCUAAUUUACAACAAAACAUCCCGGGCCACCCAGUUUCCUGAUGGCGUGGAUGUGCGUGUCCCUGGCUUCGGGAAGACCUUCUCAUUGGAGUUCUUGGAUCCCAGCAAGAGCAGCGUGGGUUCCUAUUUCCACACCAUGGUGGAGAGCCUUGUGGGCUGGGGCUACACGCGGGGUGAGGACGUCCGAGGGGCCCCCUAUGACUGGCGCCGAGCCCCAAAUGAAAACGGGCCCUACUUCCUGGCCCUCCGAGAGAUGAUCGAGGAGAUGCACCAGCUGUAUGGGGGCCCUGUGGUGCUGGUUGCCCAUAGCAUGGGCAACAUGUACACGCUCUACUUUCUGCAGCGGCAACCGCAGGCCUGGAAGGACAAGUACAUCCGUGCCUUUGUGUCACUAGGCGCGCCCUGGGGGGGCGUGGCCAAGACCCUACGCGUCCUGGCCUCAGGAGACAACAACCGCAUCCCAGUCAUUGGGCCCCUGAAGAUCCGGGAGCAGCAGCGGUCUGCUGUCUCCACCAGCUGGCUGCUGCCCUACAACUAUACCUGGUCACCAAAAAAAGUGUUUGUGCAUACACCAACAACCAACUACACUCUGCAGGACUACCGUCGCUUCUUCCAGGACAUUGGCUUUGAAGAGGGCUGGCUCAUGCGGCAGGACACAGAGGGGCUGGUCGCCAUGGUGCCCCCUGGAGUGCCACUGCACUGCCUCUAUGGCACCGGUGUGCCCACGCCAGACUCCUUCUACUACGAGAGCUUCCCUGACCGUGACCCUAAAAUCUGCUUUGGCGAUGGCGAUGGCACUGUGAACUUGGAAAGUGCCCUGCAGUGCCUGACCUGGCUCGGCUCCCAGGAGCACCGAGUGUCUUUGCAGGAGCUGCCAGGCAGUGAGCACAUCGAGAUGCUGGCCAAUGCCACCACCCUGGCCUACCUGAAACGUGUUCUCCUUGGGCCUUGAUUGCUGUGCCAGGCAGGGACUCUGGAUGGCUUGGCCACGAGGCUUCUCUUUGCCUCUGGGGCUGUCACGGCCAAAGUUUGUGACUGAUCAUGGGAGACUCUGGGUCUCAGGCUGUGAAACACCUGCCGUGGGGGCGUGCUGUUUCUUAUCUUUCCUCUGUGGCAGUGAAGAAGGAAGAAGUAAGUGUGGACGUGAGGGACCACGGACCCACGGACGGGAAGACUGCUGCUGAUGGAAUUGUGACCUCAGGACUGGCUCAGCAGGGUGGAUUGGCUGGCAGCUGGCCCCAAUCCCCAGCUCCAGGGCCACACGUUGCUCCUACCCCUGUGGCCUUUUCACAUUUGCCCACCGGGCCCUGGCCCCUCAGGCGACCCCUCCCGUGUGGUAGCCACAGGUUGGUCUGCCACUGGCCAUGGGUGGCUGGAGCUGCUGGCUUCCCUGUGGCCUGGCUGGUAGUCCUCCUAACCGUGGCUUCCUGGCGACAGCCUAGAACCCCCUGCAGGCAGGGGCAGUUUGUGUUCUCCACAGUCCUGGGGUAGUCACUCUACUCCUCCUACCUCCCUCAUGUCGAAGAGCAGCCUAGCCAUGGAUUGGGCAGCAGAGGGGCCUCCAGUUCUUCAGGCUGCAUCAUGGGAACUGUGCUCCUGGUUAUAUGUUGGCCGCAGUAUUGAAGCUGGCUCCCUUCACCUGGGACUGUAGUUCAAGGAUGAGAGCAGGGUCCAGUGCCAUGGCCAUCCAGGGCCUGAGGGAGAAAGGGAGUUCAAGGAAGCAUCCAAGGCUGUGAAGAGCUGCCCUCUUGCUAACCCCACCACCACAUUGCUGCUCUGCCCAGGGUUUCUCUAGCACCCAGUGGGGCUGGCACAGGGCUGAGAGGUGGUGAGGCACCUGCUCCCACCAGGCGGCGGGGUGGUAUUUUGUCUGCAGGGACCAGCCCGGGGUCCCCUGAGAGAGCAGGGGUUUUCUGUUUGGCCCAGGGAUGCUGCACAGUUCUCCCUAUGAUAGCAGGGAUGGAGAACAUGGCCCUGCCUGUUGGUCGCGGGCUCCUGGUGGCAGCUGGCCAGGAUUUGGGUCAAGCCUCCACAUCAGGUUCCCAAAGCCACAUUCAGGCUAGACUGUGCUGUUCUCCCACAAGAUUUCUGUGGAGCUGGAUUUUCCCUGCUGCCUACACACCCAACAUCUGUCCCCCCCUUUAUUCCUGAGUGGGGGCCCCCCAUGGGGCUCUAAGUAGGCUGUACCUUGAUUCUGGCAAUAAAAGUAUUCUGGAUGCUGUAA